UUGUUUUGCAGGGAGUUGGUUGAAUACGCAUCUCCAGAAACAUGGUGUGGAAGAUUGCCUUUCCUCUUCUCGCAGCGGUUUUCGCCGUCGGGUUAGGUGGUUUGACUGGGGGCUUCCAAGAUGUAGAUGUAAACGACGAAGGGGCUCGAAAUGCCCUGAAUUUCGCCGUCGUCCAACACAACAGGCGCACCAACGAUCUGUACCUCAGCCAAGUGGCCGAAGUGGUGAAGGUCCAGAGACAGGUGGUUGCUGGCAUGAAGUACGUCAUAACUGUGAAGAUGGCUAAGACCCCCUGCAGAAAGGGCAGUGCAGAGGAAGUGUGUGCGAUCCACCAAGACCCAGAACAGGCUCGGCCUUACCUGUGCACAUUCACAGUGUGGAGCCGCCCAUGGUUGAAUGAGAUCAAUCUGAUGAAUGAGAAAUGCUAGAAAGAGAGCUACGUGGGAAACCUUCAGCGUUUGCAUUGCCUACAGAUUAACCUUCACACAGAGUAAUAUGCAAUUACCUGUAGAUGAACAACAAUAUUACAGUAUUCAAAUUUUCUUUUUCUAUAUCUAUGUUACUUAAGCGUAUGCUGGACUGAAUAACCUUUGUAAGUCAGGGGGUUUAAGAUGUCAGAAUAACAGCAGCAUAGUAGUGAAUGCACUUUUAGAGGAGCAACUUUUUACUGCACACUAAAACAAGAAAAUAAUUAUAUACUGAAUUGUUGAUUAGCCUUUUAACUGCACAAUGUUUUUAAAUGAAAUUAGAAUUAAAGUGGAAUGUAAACUUAA
Scatophagus argus is the source of this 773-nucleotide messenger RNA. It is a transcript of the gene cst3, whose product is annotated as cystatin C (amyloid angiopathy and cerebral hemorrhage). NCBI's taxonomy places the organism in Eukaryota, Metazoa, Chordata, Actinopteri, Scatophagidae. The coding region runs from base 42 to 428 and encodes 128 amino acids. The transcript has 3 exons. The record is from RefSeq and is a predicted model, not a curated record. Gene Ontology annotation, molecular function: cysteine-type endopeptidase inhibitor activity.